AGCCAAGAGCAUCGUGUCCUCCUCUGCGUCUCGUGUAGAGUUGGGAUACGACCAGACGACGGCAUACGACUGCACUUCUGGCGGACGCACCGUCUCAAGGGCGAGGCACUCGGCCAUAUUAUCGACUACAGCCACGCCGCCGAGCCAAUUGCGAACCCGUACACCGUACCAGUACCAGACGACGGAUCACCAUCCAUAGACCAGCUGCCGGUCUUAAAUGGCUUCAGCUGCUCGGAGUGCCGCUUCCUAACGACGAGCCGGAAGCUAAUCAGGGUCCACCGCUCGCAGUCAGGUCACGGUAGUAACUGGAAGGAAGUACGGCUGCAGACCCUAACGCCGGGAAACCAUGCGCGGUACUGGGCAGUCGAGCAAGGACCUACCAGAACGGCCAGUCCCGGCGUAUCCGGCCCUAUUUCUACUUCCUCACAGUACAUAUUAGACGAACGCCUCGCAAGAUACGAAGAAAGCCUAGCGGCCGAGCUAGAGGAGACACGGCGGACGGUUGAUAGCCGGCAGGGACCUAACUUCGAAUCGACCUGGGUCCGCGAGAUGGGCUGGGCAAGGCACCUAGCCGGCAGCGAC
Messenger RNA from Microdochium trichocladiopsis, 582 nucleotides. RefSeq lists its product as uncharacterized. The record is from RefSeq and is a predicted model, not a curated record. The transcript has a single exon. The annotation marks the transcript as partial. NCBI's taxonomy places the organism in Eukaryota, Fungi, Ascomycota, Sordariomycetes, Xylariales, Microdochiaceae.